AUGAAGGCCCGUUGCCGACUACUGGUUGAAAACUUGCAGCCCCCAGUCCUCAAGGCUCAGAUCGGUCGCUUUAUCGAUUUAGAGAGGCGUGACUGCAAAUCUGAUGAUGUCGCCCUUUUCAACCUGAUUCCGGAGCUUGCAAAGAUACAACAGCGGUUUCAUCGAAUUUCACAGGAUUAUGCGGGAAAGCAGGAUUCUAAAACUAUCAAGCCAGAAAAGAAACCACAACGUGGUGCUCCGACCAAGCCCACGUCAGCACCCUCGCCGGCACCCACGACGACCACUACUGCGACGGGACCUCGCCCUACGCGCUCUCCUCCUCAAGUUUCGCGCGGCUAA
This is a messenger RNA of Phytophthora infestans T30-4, 339 nucleotides long. RefSeq lists its product as uncharacterized. The transcript has 2 exons. The record is from RefSeq and is a predicted model, not a curated record. NCBI's taxonomy places the organism in Eukaryota, Oomycota, Peronosporomycetes, Peronosporales, Peronosporaceae. The coding region runs from base 1 to 339 and encodes 112 amino acids.